Molecule: messenger RNA, 1959 nt
Organism: Porites evermanni
Lineage: Eukaryota; Metazoa; Cnidaria; Anthozoa; Scleractinia; Poritidae
Source: the annotation of a GenBank genome assembly
ACCGCUGCCUCGUCCCCGUCGCAUUUAGAUCUCUUCAUACGAGACCUGGAUGAACGAAAAGGCAAGCUACCUUGCUGUCAUGAAGUCACUGAAAUUCAGACCAGUGUUGAAAGGUUUCUUAAAGUUCUUCUACUGGCAGCAGAAAAAGAGCUACCAUUUUACAAAACAACAUUUGUUAAAAGUGGAAGUUUCUACGAGGGAACGAAAGUCGGGAAACCCGACGAGUUCGACUAUUUUGUUCAGUUGGAUAACUUGUCUCGUCCUGAGGACAUUCGCUUUGAGGAGUUAUCACAUUGCAUGGUAGCAGUGAUUCCAAGCGAUUCUGCUAUUAAGAAACUUAUAGAAACGAAGAAGAAAUGUUGUAGUGAUUCUCCUUUCGUCUGUGAUUCUUUUGAAUGGAAGAGAGACGUGAAGUCACUGUUUAUCGGCACACUGAAUGGUUUAUUAGCCGAGGAGUUUGUAGCAUUCGGUUUAAAAGCUUCAGAGGCUUCUCUGAGCGGGUUAGACAGACAUGGGCCUGCUUAUACUUUAGAGCUCGAAUGGGACGGAGGGCAGCUUUAUAAAGGAUUAAUAAUCAAGAUCGAUUUGUCUGUAGCAGUUAAGAUUAAUUCUCAUUCUUCAACAAUGGCAGUAGAUUUUGAAUCUGGGGCUGGUAAGGUCGUGAAAACAUUAUUAGAUGCUUCACCAGCAUACUACUUCGCAGUCAGUGGAUACACGGUGUAUGAUGUUCUGCCAUCUAACUUGUUCCAAAACCUUGAAGAAACACAGGAAGUCAGAAUACUCAGUCAAUCUGAUUGCCUUUUACGUAUUUCUCAGUCAUGUCUUGAACAGUCACUGUUCCGUGUCCAUUUUGGUCCUGAUGGAGGACCAAGUGUUUGUCUCCGGGUGCUCAAGGUACUGCGUGACAUGACACGUUUACUUCAUAGGGGUGGUUCCUACCUCUAUUUGAAGUUCAAUUGCAAAAAUUUAAUUGGUGAAACUGCCUGGGAAUUCAUUACAGCCGAAUCAGUUUCUAGUAACUGGCAACGUGCCCAACAAUGGAACUCCGGGAAAGUUGAUUCUGAACCGGACAGUACCAGAUGGAUUUCUUCAUAUGCGCUUAAAACCCUAGUUUUGUUUGAAUGGAGUGAAAACCCAGAGGGCGAGCAAUGGACUGGGAACAACCUUAGUCAGCGUCUUGUGAACAUAGUUACUUGCCUUCUUCACAUUCUGAAGUGCUAUGAGGGUUUGAGAAGCUUUUGGUAUAAAGACUACAAUGUUCUACCAGAUGCGUUUGUCCCACCAGAAGCCAUCAACAGGGCUACCAUCAUUCUCAGAUUUCUAUUAUCCUUAGAUAAUAAAAUUAAUGAGUAUUCUUUUGAGCAGUGUAUUCAAAAUUACACGACUUUGAUGACCGUGGCCUCUCAAAAACAAGAGGUGACCCGUUUCUUGCACCAUGCUCUCACAGAGCUUUUUUGUGAUAAGAUAAAGAAGGUUCUACGAGAAUCAGUAGGGGAGAGAAAGAAAAAGACUUUCACCCACAUACUUCCCAAAUUAUUGAGAGGUGAUAUUUUCUCUGACUUUGGACCGGAGCCUAGAGUGUUUACUGGCUUCUACAUUCAAGCCCUUCUUAAUAAAAUAGCUCCAGAAGAGGAGUUAAUUCUUUCAUAUUAUUCAGAAUACGAUAAAGAAUCGGUAUUCGUGUUCGAAACUGAAAUUCUUACUAGCGAGGAAGCUAAGGGGAUUGUUAAAAGAGCAAGAGAACUUUUUCGGGAAAUUGCACGUGAAAGAAUGAACACACUUGGCACUGAUUUACCAAACUACAGUCUCUGGUCACAGGUUUUCAAGCCUGAUGAGAUGGCGAACCUGUUAAAACUGCUGUGCGAGAUAUUUAAAAAAGAUCUUGAAAUCCUGUGGAAUAAAAUCCGCAAUCUCAGAGAGGAAGUAAGGACACGUGGGGAAAAUGGGGUGGAAACGUGA